UGCCGUAUUAUAAUGUUUUUAAUGUAAUUGACUUUGUGAACUUUGAAGUUCUGAAACUGUAUCUGAACUGUAUCUUUUUAGAGCGAAAAAAGCCCACGUCUUUGCAACAGAAAAUAUCAAAAGCUCAGAAUAUAAUAAGGGAAAGAGCUAAACGGCGGCGCAAAUGUUAUGAAAAAAAUUAUCAAGCAUUUCUAGAAGAUGACGAGUCGCGACCCGCUCAAUGCUAUGAAAAUAAUGAUACGAAAGGUGCGUCGGCGUCGAUAUGCGAGAUUGUUCAACAUAAUCUUCCCGCAGAUGCGUCUCGUCUACGAGAAGAAAUAACUCGAGAAUUAUUCGAUAAUAAUAUAACAUAUUCGGACAUCGUCUCUGGCGAAUGUCGUGUGCCCCGACUUGAAAAUUGUGAUUCCAAAAAAAAUACAAAAAACGAACUUGAAAAUGAAUGUACGUCAGAUGUCUCCGGAGUCCACAUUACCAAAGGUGAGGUGGUCGUAAGCCCCAACGUGAUUGAAAACUCGAACGUUUUCGAUGAAGAAUUGUGUUUAACAGACGAAAAAAAUCGUCAUAACUUGACGAGUGGAGGUUAUAGCGUCUCGUCAGUAACCAUUGAAAAUAUUGACUCGGAACCAAAAAUACCUAAAGAGGAAGCGGACGGCGGUGGACUCGUUAAUUUCUCUGAGAAAGCGGAAAAGACAAGGGUAUGUGAUGAACAAGAUUCCGCGUCUAGCGUCGGAGGAGCUCACCACCAGAUGGAUCUGGAGACGGCAGCUAUAACGAUUCAGAAAGUUUUUCGAACUUUCCUUUUUAAAAGUAAAACUACCAGCUUAGAUGAUUCCACGAACGUUGACAUCAAUCUUUUUAUCGAAGAAAACAAUUUGGAGAAUGAUAUUAAUAUGACUAAUAAAGAACGUCGAGGAAUCAGCAGAAUGGACACCGUACUUCAAACCGUGAACGAGGAGAAAUCGUUGUCGUUAUCCACCGACGAAUCUUCUACUUUGUCGAGUGCGGCGACAAUUAUUCAGGCCCAUAUAAGAGGGUUUCUAGUUAGAAAUAAAUUUAACGUCAACAAAACGCCCACUUCGACAGAAUCUCUGAUAGAUUCUAAAGAGUUUUCUCGUACAUCCUUGGAGAAAAAUAACGAUCCCCAAAAGACAAAAACUGUUUUAAACAUUCGUAUAGUGCCCGAAAAAGAUAAUUUCACUGGAAGGGAUGAGAGUUUGACGACUUCCAUGGAUUUAUCUAUGGACGAUAGUCCGCAGUUACUGUCUUCACACGCUAGUUACGAUGUAGUCGAACGCCGAAAGCAAUUGAAGCGUGAAGAUGCCAUUCAAUCCGUCACCCCGCCCAGCAAUACCAGUAGCAGUAAACUCAGCGAAGAUAUGGACUCUGUCACGGAACAAGUCGCCCGUGACGACGCUAAAGAGUCGGCCGUGCGUAUUUCUUUAGGGAAUUUCACACAAAAUCAAAGCAAUUUAGACGCCCACGAAGGUCAACCCGGAGUAGAAAUAGAAAAUAACCCGAUCCAACAUUCCCUGGAAAAAGAUGAUGAAACGGGUAACGAUCGAGGUCGUCGUAGCCCGUUAAAUAUUGACAGCGUUCAUAAAGUUCAACGUGAACAUACUAAUACUGCCAGUUUAAAGCAUUCCAGUGAGUUUUAUGAAGUGAUAUUACCCACAAAAGUUACCAGAAGUGACACGUCUGUCGUCCGUGAAUUUAAUAAUGUCUUGGCAUACCUUCUUCUCUGGGAUUACACAUAAAUAGGAACAGUUUCAGAUUUACUCUUGCAUGCUGCUAAACUUUUCUUUUCAUUACAAACAAUUAUAUUCUUAGCAUUAUCUAAGAUGUUUCUUAUUUUGUGCCAUUCCUUUAAAGCUUAAGUAAACAGUA
Messenger RNA from Pieris brassicae (large cabbage white), 1884 nucleotides. RefSeq lists its product as uncharacterized. The transcript has 3 exons. The coding region runs from base 747 to 1754 and encodes 335 amino acids. Gene Ontology annotation, molecular function: protein binding. The record is from RefSeq and is a predicted model, not a curated record. Lineage: Eukaryota; Metazoa; Arthropoda; Insecta; Lepidoptera; Pieridae.